GUAUUGAGGGGCUUAGCCUAUCUACGUGAGAAGCACCAGAUCAUGCACAGAGAUGUCAAGCCCUCUAACAUCCUGGUCAACUCUCGUGGGGAGAUCAAGCUGUGUGACUUCGGUGUCAGUGGCCAGCUCAUAGAUUCCAUGGCCAACUCCUUUGUUGGAACGCGCUCCUACAUGUCACCGGAGAGACUGCAGGGCACUCACUACUCUGUUCAGUCUGACGUGUGGAGCAUGGGUCUGUCUCUGGUGGAGCUGGCGAUUGGCCGCUACCCCAUCCCCCCUCCAGACGCCAAAGAGCUAGAGGCCAUCUUUGGACGGGCCGUUAUGGACGGGGGUGAGGGAGAGUCGCACACCAGCAUGCAGAGGCCCAGACCGCCAGGCAGGCCUGUAAGCGCAGAUGGGGGCCCUUUCAAAGACAUUAGCUGA
Molecule: messenger RNA, 423 nt
Organism: Monopterus albus (swamp eel)
Lineage: Eukaryota; Metazoa; Chordata; Actinopteri; Synbranchiformes; Synbranchidae
Product: dual specificity mitogen-activated protein kinase kinase 2-like
Exons: 4
Biological process (GO): protein phosphorylation
Molecular function (GO): ATP binding; protein kinase activity
Source: RefSeq, a predicted model, not a curated record